Molecule: messenger RNA, 2617 nt
Organism: Hyaloscypha bicolor E
Lineage: Eukaryota; Fungi; Ascomycota; Leotiomycetes; Helotiales; Hyaloscyphaceae
Product: glycoside hydrolase family 29 protein
Exons: 8
Coding region: 347-2617 (756 amino acids)
Biological process (GO): fucose metabolic process; glycoside catabolic process
Cellular component (GO): lysosome
Molecular function (GO): alpha-L-fucosidase activity
Source: RefSeq, a predicted model, not a curated record
CUCGGCUGUUGCAAACCUCACAUCCUCGAUAUCAAGUCUCCGUCAUUGGCAGUCUGGCCCAUAUUAACGGGACUCGGGCCAGCCAAGCUAUCUCUGGUCCCACGAAGCAAAAGCCGGCAAUCAAUUCAAUGUCACCUACCGCCCAACGUUACCAGAAUGGAGAAGGGGUCUGGACUGGGGACUCUUGUGAGUCGUGACGCGGUCAAUCCUGAUAACUCCGGAUACUUGGCUGCAAUCCUGUGGAUUCUGGUAGUCAUGGGCCACCUCACCGAAGACUUUAGGUCAUCGAGGGUUGAUAACAUGUAGGCUCCCCUCUGCCUCUAUCCUUGCUAAAUCAUUUUUGAAGAUGGGACUCGUUCAACUUUUGGUGGCAGGUUUUGCUGCAGGUGUAGCAGCCGUACCGGGACGACGAUGGGAUAACAAAACUUCUUCCGAAACGAUCCAGAUUCCUCUCGAUUCCUACUUUAACAACAGAGGUUUCGGUCUCGUUCCCGGGGAAGCCAAUUUCGACCAGUUGAAUAACUCAUAUUCCGCAUUGAAUUUGCCAAUUGGAGAAAUAUAUGUUUCGACAAAGACCAAUGUAUCCUAUCUUUUCCCGGGAUACCAAGGACAGAACAAGAGAGACAAUGUUGUAAUGGCGGGGCAGCAAAUUGAGGUGCCUUCAUCACCAUACUUCAGCUUACAGAUGCUCGUGGCUACUGAGUCUGCUGGAGCGGCUGAUAACAUGACUUUUGAGUACACAGACGGGACUUCAACACUGGCCGAAGUCCGAACGAAUCCUUACUCAUCAUUUUUGUCGAUCCUGAAGGGAGAGAUUGUGAUGCCAUCCUACUUCACAAACAAUGACACCAACUUUAACACUUCUCACAUCUUCGAGUAUAUUGGACCACUGGAUCCGUCCAAGACACUUGCCUCCAUCACUCUGCCGAAUACAUCAAACAAGACUUCGAGGAUCCACUUGUUUUCAAUGUCAUUGUACAAGCAGGAUGGUGUGCAAGCUCAAUUCAUCCGGCCAACCCAGAAGCAUGAUAUCAACCGGGUUCAGACAGUUGAGCUCAUCAUUGGCAAUUCUGGUCCCAAUUGGAUUUCCGGAAGUGGGGUCGAGGUUUCCAUUACCGCUCCUGGCAUCAAGACCGUCCAGCCAGGAUACACCAAGAGACUGCGACCUGGAGAUCAGAAGAAGAUCAAUGUCGGCGUCCUUGGGAGUGGAAAUGUCACAGCCCAGGUCCACUUCACUGGGAGCAUGAAUGCUACCUUUUCGGCGGAAAAUGUGAGCUUCGGUUUGGAUGAGUACACCUCGGAUUUCGCAAGUCUGUCUACUCACGAGAGCCCCGAGUGGUUCGAUCAGGCAAAGUUUGGAAUUUUUAUUCACUGGGGCCCAUAUUGUGUGCCUGGCUGGGGCAAUUCCACUCCCUGGGAGAUAUACGCGGAGUGGUACUGGUGGUACAAUAAUCACCGGAAUGCGGACAAAGCCGAUGUAUACAACCACCAACUCGAGACCUUUGGAGGGGCAAACUAUGAUGACUUCUUCACUAACUUCACUGCCGAGAAUUGGGAUGCUAAAUCUUGGGUUGAUCUGAUCGCUGACGCUGGAGCUCAAUACUUCGUCAUUACAACCAAACAUCAUGAUGGCUUCGCGAUGUUUGAUACUGAAGAGACAACCCACCGAAAUUCUCUGCAUUAUGGGCCAAAGAGAGAUAUACUAAGGGAGCUUUUCGAUGCCGCAAAGUCAUAUCAGCCUCAGCUCCGCCGGGGAACAUACUUCAGUCUGCCUGAAUGGUUCAAUCCCUUGUUUGGUCCGUAUGGAUUCUCCCAGACUUCUGGCCCUGCAAGCACCUCCUGGCCUGGUAUCAUAGCACAGAACCCAUACACAGGAUUGGCAGAGCCUUACACGGGAGCACUGAACAAGUCAGAUUUCAUUGUGGAUCUAAUGGUGCCUCAGAUGGAGAUUUUAGCGUACAAAUAUGGGACGGACAUUAUGUGGUGCGAUUGCGGUGCUGCGAAUGGAACUGCAAACUUUGCAGCAAAAUGGUUCAAUGAAGCUGCAUCACAAGGUCGUCAAGUGACGAUGAACAACCGUUGUGGAAUUGCGGCCGGUGCUGAUUUUGAUACUCCCGAGUAUACGACAUUUUCAUCAAUCUCUGAGAGAAAGUGGGAAAGCAAUCAAGGCAUGGAUCCAUACAGCUACGGUUAUAACCGAGCCACUCCACCGGAUCUUUAUAUGAAUGCCUCGACAUUGAUCAACUCCCUGGUUGAUAUGGUCAGCAAGAAUGGAAACUUGCUAUUGGAUGUUGGCCCGAAAGCCGACGGCACAAUCGAUGCAACUGAGAUUGCUCAUUUGCUUGAGGCUGGGACGUGGAUCAAGCCAAAUGCUGAAGCAAUCUUCAACACUACCUACUGGUUCCUCACCCCGGAGGUUGGUGAUCCAACCGAGGAAUUCGUCAUCAAUGCAGCGCUUCCUAUUCUCGAAGGAGAUGUUAUCACCAUGAUUGGGGCUGGAAAUGACACGGAGGCGGCAUGGACCCCCGAAGGAGAGGGUAUUUCAAUAAAUGUCCCGUCUGCUCUUGCGAAUGCAGGAAAGUAUUGCUGGGUUUUCAAGAUCGAGUAUUUUGCAUAA